Trichoderma atroviride IMI 206040 is the source of this 849-nucleotide messenger RNA. RefSeq lists its product as uncharacterized. The record is from RefSeq and is a predicted model, not a curated record. NCBI's taxonomy places the organism in Eukaryota, Fungi, Ascomycota, Sordariomycetes, Hypocreales, Hypocreaceae. Gene Ontology annotation, molecular function: hydrolase activity.
AUGCCUAUUGACGAGUACUCUCAUUACUUUUCCAAUGGAGAGGUCAAGAUCCAUUACCAUCUCUAUGGACAAGGCCCGGCCUUGGUGCUCGUCCACGGCCACCCAGACAACGAAAUGACGUUUUCGAUGCAAAUAGAGGAGUUCUCCAAGGACCACACGCUGAUUCUUCCCACGCUUCGGGGAUAUCCUCCGAGUGAUGUCCCCCUAGAACCAGAGGCGUACGACGGCAACGUCAUGGCCAGUGAUUUGGUGGCCCUUUUGGACCACUUGAAGAUUGAAAAGGCAGUUUUUGCCGGAGGCGAUGUUGGGGGCAUCACUGUUCAAAAGCUUGCGUUUCUUCAUCCAGAGAGAUUGUCAGGUCUUGUCAUCUUCAACACACCAAUUCUGGGCACGAUGAUGCACCUCAUCCACCAUGACCCGGAGCAGCAGGAACUGUCCAAGUACUCACUCAAGUACAUCAAACACAACCCCGGAGACGCCUACGAUCUGGAUUUUGUUUGCCGUACCAUUACCGAUCCGGAAUACCGCGCCGAGAUCAAAGAGUAUCUCCAAAAGUCUCCAGAAGGCGGAAUGUUCUACUUUUUCCGCAAGAACUUUCCAGCGCCACCAUACGGACAAAACAUUGAUACCUCGGGUAUGCACUAUAAGAUGCCAUGUGUGGUUAUAUGGGGAAUGCAAGAGCCGUAUUUCUCGGACAAGAUGCUGGACGGCUUCUAUAAGUGGUUUGACCAGUCGGUUCGAGUGGUUGUGCUGCCGCAGGCUGGACAUUGGCCGUGGAGAGAGGAUGCGAGAAAGGUGAAUUAUGAGUUGCGAUCAUGGCUUACUGCUUUGGAGAGUGGACAGCUAUAA